Messenger RNA from Anolis sagrei ordinatus, 6303 nucleotides. RefSeq names its product general transcription factor 3C polypeptide 1. Gene Ontology annotation, cellular component: transcription factor TFIIIC complex. Gene Ontology annotation, biological process: 5S class rRNA transcription by RNA polymerase III; transcription initiation at RNA polymerase III promoter. NCBI's taxonomy places the organism in Eukaryota, Metazoa, Chordata, Lepidosauria, Squamata, Anolidae. Gene Ontology annotation, molecular function: DNA binding. The record is from RefSeq and is a predicted model, not a curated record.
GCGCCUGCGCAGUGGGCGCCGGUGGCGACCAUGGACGCUCUGUGGGCCGCGCUGGAGGAGGUGGCGCUGGAGGGGCUGGACGGCAUCACCCCGGGAGCCCUCUGGGAGCGCCUGGCCGCCCGCGUGCCGCCCUUCCCGCUCGCGCCCCUCGGAGCCCAGACCCGGGCGCUGCUCUGGGCCUCGCUGGCCGCCCACGCCCAGCUCCGCUUCGCCCUCCUCCCCGAGCCGCGCCCCCCGCUCCACCUCUACGACCGGUAUGAAGAAAUUAACCCCGAUACGGGGAUCCUGGAGAGCAAGAGGGACCCUUCCCCCUUUGAGGACAUCUAUCCUGUCCACAUCAUCUUGGACCACAGUGAAGGCAUCCAGGGCUCUUGCCGCUACUUCCAUGAGAGGCUGGACAUUACGGAGCAGGUCCGGACUAGCGACCUGCGGCCCUGCUGCACUUAUGAAGAGGCCCAUGAGAAGUGGGGAGAGCGGCUGGUGCUGGUGGCCUCCCAGGUGCUGCGGCAACGGACCCUGAUUGGAUGGGAGGGUGACCCGGACCUCAAACUCCCCGACUUCUCCUACUGCAUUCUGGAGCGCCUCGGAAGAGCGAGAUGGCAGGGGGAGCUCCAGAGGGACCUCAGCACCGCCUUCAAGGUGGAUGCUGGGAAGCUUCACUACCACCGGAAGGUGCUGGACCGGAAUGGUCUCAUCUCCAUGCAGUCGCACGUGAUCCGGUUGCCGUCAGGGGGCCAGCAGUACUCCAUCCUCCUUCUCCUGACCCGCUUCCAUGUCGACAGGAGGAGCAAAUACGACAUCCUGAUGGAGAAGCUCUCCAGCAUGCUAAGCAGUCGACCAAGUCGAAUGGAAACGCUGGGAAACAUCAAGGAGGAGCUGGGUGUUUGUGAGAAGACCUCUAAGCGUCUCUGCCAGUACAUGCUGAACGCUGGCUUGGGCAAGAUCGUGUCUGUCCCCUUACAGGAUGUCAGCCCAAAUAAGGGCCCCUUCAAGACAAAGAAGGGAACCGACGUCGUGGUCCGUUGCCUGAAGCUGGUGAAGGAGUUUCGGAAGAAGGUGGAUGAUUACCACGAUGAGGAGGAUGAAGAGCUGAUCAAUAAAAGUGUGCAGCCAGUGGACAUUGUGUAUGAGAGGGACAUGCUGUCACAAGCGUACGAACUGAUUGAAAGCUGGGGGACCAAAGGCAUUUCCCAGGCGGAACUUCGAGCGGCCAUGAAUGUGGGGCGGCUGGAAGCGAGGAUGCUGUGCCGCCUCCUGGAGAGGUACAAGGUGAUCAAGGGAUUUAUGGAGGAUGAAGGCCGGCAGAGGACAACCAAGUACAUCACCUGCGCAUUUGCGGAGGAGAGCAACCUGAGCCGGCAGUUUGAGCGGGAGAAGGCCCGCAGCGAGCAGCUGAGCAUGGCCAGCGCCUCUGCAUCCCAGGAGGACUCCUUGCUGGGAGGAGAGCUUUCCCCAGUGGAGGAGGAAACACUUGUCUCUGAGGAAGAGGAAGAGGAAAGAGAAGGCGGGGGGACAAAGAGUUCUAGCCCUCGGCUGAGGCUGAGUUUCAACGUAGGAGAAAGCUUGGGCCACUCGUCACAACUGAAAGAUGCCGAUUCCGCUCUGGAGACCCUUGGACAGGAAGCCUCUCUUUCAGACAGUGUGCUGGUUGAGGAGGACGUCGGCACCAUCGCUGUGGUGGAGGAAGUCAGGCCGGAAACUCCCAAAAAGGGCAGUGAUGAGAAGAAGAAAGUCAAGCGCUCACGGACCAUGGCGGCAGAGCGGUCACAUGAGACCUACCGCUUGCUGAAACGGAGGAACCUCAUCAUAGAGGCCGUCCGGAACCUUCGCCUCAUUGAGAGCUUUUUUGCGCUCCAGAAAAUGAUCAUGGAUCAGGAGAAGCAGGAAGGAGUCUUGACCCGGUGCUGCAAGAAGUCCAUUGUCCGCCUGGUGCAGAAGCUCUCCCAGGAAGGCCUCCUGCGCCUCUACCGCACCACCGUGAUCCAGGACGGCAUCAGCAAAAAGGUUGAGUUUGUGGUGGACCCCUCCGUGAACCCUAGCGACCCCCUGGUGAAAAGUGCCAUUGAGCAAGUGCGCUUCCGCAUCUCCAACUCGAGUACUCUGAACAGGACUAAACCCCCGCAGACCCACACGCCUCCGGACUGCCUUGGAGAAGGAAGCCAGGAGGCUGGCACUGGGGACGCCUUGAAAGAGAUGGAGGGCCGUUCAUCUCCGUGCAAGUCCGGGGAGAAGGCGCAGAUCGCAAAGUUCAGCUACCACCCCGAGAUAGUGCCAGGCCUGGGCCGCUCCCUGGGCUUCUUGCCCAAAAUGCCCCGCUUAAAGAUGAUCCACAUCUUCCUAUGGUACCUCGUCUAUGGACAUCCCUUGCACCACCUUCGGGACACGAGUGGCAGCAAGGAGCCCGGCACAAGUGCUGAAUCCCCACCUGGGCAGAAGGAGCACCAAAUGAAAGGCCUGGAAAGACCCGCUGAGGGUUCGGCCCUGGAAGUGGAGGUGGAGCUUGGAGAACAGGCCGUAUAUGUGGACAACGCCUCCUGGAUGCGCUACAUCCCUCCCUUGCCGUUCCACAGGGAGUUUGGCCAUGGAUGGGCUCUGGUCAGUGACAUCCUCCUCUGCUUGCCACUCUCUCUCUUUGUCCAGAUGAUGCAAGUCAGCUACAAGGUGGAUGGCCUGGAGGAUUAUUUAAAUGACGUUUUGAAGAAACACACUCUGAUCAGAUACCUCCCAAGAUCCAUCCGACAGAAACUCCUGUACAAGAGGAGAUACAUCUUCUGCAUUGUGGAAUGCCUGCAGCGGCUGUGUUACAUGGGGCUGGUACAGUUUGGCCCCACAGAGAAAUUCCAAGAAAAGGACCAGGUGUUUGUCUACCUGAAGAAGAAGGCCUCCAUUGUGGACACCACUGUCUGUGAACCCCACUACAACUUGGCCCAAAGCAGCCGCCCUUUCGACAGGCGCCUCUACGUCCUGAACUCCCUGCACGAUGUGGAGAACUUCUGGUUCGACUUGCAGUGCGUCUGCCUCAACACCCCACUAGGAAUCGUUCGCCACCCGCGGGUCAAGCGGAGCGGGACCCAAACCGAGGAGGCUGGCACCGUCCUGGAUGCAGCCCUGGAGCAAGAGUCGGCUGCCCAUAAGCACAACCUGGAGCGCAAGUGCGCCAUGCUGGAGUACUCCACAGGAAGCCGAGAAGCGCAGGACGAUGGGUCGAUCCCUGGAGAUGGGCUGGGAGCAGGAGGGCUGGAUUCCAGCUUUUACAGCCACUUGAAACGCAAUUGGAUCUGGACAAGUUACAUCAUUAAGACAAAAAAGGAGAACAUGGCAUCUGAAGUGGGGCACACAGUCCGGCUUCAGACCUUCCUGACCAAACGCUCCCUGCCACUGGCCGCAAGAGGGGAAAAUGGCGCUUCCUGGGGAGCUGCUCUGGCUGGUGCAGACCCUGCUGUGCAGAAGGAGGACCUGGAGGUCGGAAAGGAGGCAGCCUUGAACCGGAACAAGAGGGUGAGGGGCGGGAAGAGCCAGAAGAGACGACGGCCGAAGAAGAAUGUGGUGAAGAAGGCCAAAAAGAAGAAGAGAAAGAAGGAUGGGGGCUCUGCAGAGAAGAGCAAGAAGCUGCGCUACCAUGAUGAAGCGGACCAGAGCGCCUUGCAGCGGAUGACCCGUCUGAGGGUCACUUGGACUGUCCAGGAAGACAGCCUUCUGAUGCUUUGCCGGAUUGCCAGCAACGUCCUCAAUGCAAAGGUGAAGGGGCCGUUCGUCCCGUGGCAGGUGGUCAGGGACAUCAUGCAUAGCAGCUUUGAGGAGUCCUUGGACAAGACCUCUCAUUCCGUGGGGCGCAGGGCGCGCUACAUUGUCAAGAAUCCCCAAACCUACCUCAACUACAAGGUCUGCCUGGCAGAGGUCUACCAAGACAGGGCUCUGAUUGAGGACUUCAUGAGCAGGAAGAACAACUACCAGAACACCAAGGUUUGCUCAGAAGAGUUCAAGGAGUUUGUGGAGCGGCUGAAGGAGAAGUUCAGCUCCGCGCUGGGCAACCCCCGGCCGGUCAUCCCAGAUACCCUCCAGGAGCUUUUCUGCAGGUUCCGUGUCCUGGCCAUUGGAGAUGAGACAAGCCAAAGCAAGAAGGACGAUGUCCUGAGCAGCAUCAAUGACAUUCACUUCCUGGUGCUCCAGAACCUGAUCCAGAGCACCUUGGCCCUCUCCGACAACCAGAUGAAGUCCUUCCAGUCCUUCCAGACCUUCCGCCUCUACCGGGAGUAUCAGGACGAGGCUCUGGUGAAGGCCUUCCUGGAGUGCCAGAAGAGGAGCCUGGUGAACCGCCGGAGGGGCAACCACAGCCUGGGGCCCAAGAAGAAUCGAGCCCUUCCCUUUGUGCCCAUGUCCUACCAGCUCUCUCAGAGCUAUUACAGGGUCUUCACCUGGCGCUUCCCUACCACUUUGUACAGUGAGGCCUACCAGUUCCUCUUGAAGCUCAAGGAGGCGGGGAAGGGGGACCAGGCCUCCAGCUUUUCCUUCAAGGACCAGGAUGCCCCUUCUGCCCCCGAAAUGGUGACUUUCCCCGUGGACGGCCCCGGAGGUUGCUGCGCAGCCAUCCUGGCCCUUUUCUGCCUGGGCCUGGUCUCUGUGGAGGUCACCAUCCCGGAGCAGAUUGUGGUGGUGGACAGCACCAUGGUGGAGAACGAGGUCGUGAAGAGCCUGGGGAAAGAGGGCCUGGAGGAGGAAGAGGAGGAGGAGGAGGAGGAAGAGGAAGACGACGCAGAGGAGGGAGGUGGGUCUAGCAAGCACCAGAUUGAGGUGAAGGCGCACCAGGCCUCGCACACCAACUACCUGCUGAUGCGCGGCUACUAUGCCCCAGGGAUCGUCAGCACCAGGAACUUGAGCCCCACCGACAACAUUGUGGUCAACUCCUGCCAAGUAAAAGUCAAGCUGCGGGAGACCCCAGCCCCAGGCAGCCUCAUUGGCCAAGAGCUGCUGGACCUGGAACGCAUGCCAGUGGGGGCCACCUGCCUGCCCCCCUCAUUCACCAGGAGGUUCACUGCCCAGGAAGCAGGAGGAGGAGACCUGGCUGCCCUCCCGCAGGCCCUGGAGGGCCUCUCCUAUGGCCCUGGGGAUGUUAGGGCUGCCCUGGAGGUCUUCCACGAGGUAGAGGCUGCCUCCCACUUUGGGGUCCGCAAGGCAGACCUGGCCAGGAGGUUCCAGACUUAUGAAGAGCCCAGUGCGGAACGGACCCUGCUCUUGCCCCAGUACCUUAAGGACCUCCUAGAUCUGGAGCAGGUGCUGGAAGUGGGGGGCAGCUCCCCCCGCCUGGUGGCCAGGAGAUUUGCUGACCCUUGGCUCUUGCACUCGGUGUACCUCAGAGAGGAGGAGCAGGAGGAAGAAGAGAGGGAGGGCCCAAGCCAACGGGGAAAGGAUCUGGAUCCGCCCCAGGAAGGGAGUGUGCCCACCAGUAUCAGGGAGGAGGAGCGGGAGGGGCUCAAAAGGGCUGCCCCUUCCCCUCCUGCAGCAGAGGAGGGGGCAGGAAGUAAGAGGCCAAAGGUGGAAGCAGGGACAGAAGAGGAGAGCGAGGCUGCAGCCACAGAACUCCAUUUGGAAGAGCCUCCGCAGGCCAGUGGGGCAGGGGCCCUUGGAGAGUCAGGGGCCACCAAGGACAGCAGCUGCACUAGUGCCGUGGGAGAGGAGAUCCGUUCUAGUGAGGAAGAGAAGCUGCCCCCGAGUGGCACAGGCUGCAAGGAGUCCAACCCAGGUCCAUGUGGAGCUCAUCAGGCCCAACGGGAUCCCAGCUCUGGACCUUUUAGCGGGAAGGGAGGCCCAGCUGAGCAGGGAAGGGCUAGGCAAAGGGUCUCCUUCAUGGGGCGCCCAUGGCGCACGGUGGACGGGAGCCUGAACCGUCCAGUCUGCAAGGGCAUCAUGGAGGGGGUGCUGGGCCACAUCCUCACUCGGCCUGGGAUCACUGAGGCAGCUUUGCGGCACCACUACCUAGGCGUCCUGCAGCCCCUGGCCCUCCGGGAGAUCCUGCAGGGCCUGGAGUCACUGGGCUGCAUCCGGAGGCGCUGCCUGGCCCCCCAGCGCCCUGUCUCCCUCUUCUCGGCCCCUGCCCCAGAGGAGGAGAAUCCCCCGUGGGCUCCCCGCAAGCUGAGCCAGGAGGAGGAAGAGGCCCCCUUUUAUGAACCCUGCCUGGAGGCCGCCCUCAAGAUGGGGAGAGUCUUCCCCUACGAGACCAACUGGAACAAGUGGGGCUCGGCUGGGGGCCCCUGAUCCCUUGGAGGCCCCACCUAUUUUGUAAAUAAAGCAAGAGUGUCUCUUUUA